AUGGAAGCCCUUAUGCGCGCCACAGAGAUGAUGAAGUCCUUCCGGGAAACUCGCCUCAGUGGGCUCCGUCCACCGACAGAAUUCUUUGAUGUGAACCGAAUCUCGCGACCGGCCGAUCUCACUCAAGCGACAAAGCGCAUAUCGUACAACACUCGCUACUUCUCAGGGAACUACCUACUCCUCGUUCUCAUCCUAUUCGUAUACGCUCUCCUCACCAACCUCACACUCGUAUUCGCCACUCUCUUCGUCUUCGGUGGGUUCACCGCAAUCAACAGAUUCGCCCCAGAGGAGUUCAGCAUUGCCGGCCAGACGAUCACCCAGCGCACGCUCUACACCGGCCUCCUCGUGAUCGGCAUCCCCCUCAUCUACUUCGCGUCCCCCUUCGGCACCUUCUUCUGGCUCGUCGGCGCCUCCUCCGUCCUCAUCCUCGGCCACGCGAGCAUGAUCGAGCCCGGCAUCGAGAGCGAGUACGCACAGGUCGAGGGCCAGGUCUGA
This is a messenger RNA of Epithele typhae, 495 nucleotides long. RefSeq names its product prenylated rab acceptor PRA1. NCBI's taxonomy places the organism in Eukaryota, Fungi, Basidiomycota, Agaricomycetes, Polyporales, Epitheliaceae. The record is from RefSeq and is a predicted model, not a curated record. Gene Ontology annotation, cellular component: Golgi apparatus. The transcript has 6 exons. The coding region runs from base 1 to 495 and encodes 164 amino acids.